Messenger RNA from Gracilinanus agilis (Agile Gracile Mouse Opossum), 4401 nucleotides. It is a transcript of the gene JAK1, whose product is annotated as Janus kinase 1. The transcript has 24 exons. The coding region runs from base 30 to 3434 and encodes 1134 amino acids. Gene Ontology annotation, molecular function: ATP binding; non-membrane spanning protein tyrosine kinase activity; cytokine receptor binding. Gene Ontology annotation, biological process: tyrosine phosphorylation of STAT protein; hemopoiesis; intracellular signal transduction. NCBI's taxonomy places the organism in Eukaryota, Metazoa, Chordata, Mammalia, Didelphimorphia, Didelphidae. Gene Ontology annotation, cellular component: cytoskeleton; cytosol; membrane. The record is from RefSeq and is a predicted model, not a curated record.
UGAGGACGAGGCAGCAGACAGCCGAAUAAAUGCAGUAUCUAAAUUUCAAAGAGGACUGCAAUGCCAUGGCGUUCUGUGCAAAAAUGAGGAGCUACAAGAAGAACGAGGUGAAUCUGGACGCCUUGGUGCCAGGGCUGGAGGUGGUGUUCUACCUGUCCGAUAGGAAGCCCCUCCACCUGCUCAGUGGCGAGUACACCGUGGAAGAACUCUGCAUCAAGGCUGCACAGGAGUGCUCACCUCCUGGAAGCCGGGCCCAUAGCAGCCUCCUUUCCUGCUGCAGUAGGGAAACACGUUUCUUGAGGUUCUACUUCACCAACUGGCACGGCACCAACGAGAACGAGCAGUCAGUGUGGAGACACUCCCCGAAGAAGCAGAAAAACGGCUACGAGAGGAGGCGCGUCCUGGACGGGACGCCCCUGCUCGACGCCUUCUCGCUGGAGUACCUGUUUGCUCAGGGACAAUAUGAUUUGGUCAAAUGCUUGGCUCCUGUCCGAGACCCAAAGACGGAUCAGGAAGUGCACGAGAUCGAGAACGAGUGUCUGGGGAUGGCGGUGCUGGCCAUCUCGCACUACGCCAUGAUGAAGAGCAUACAACUCCCGGACCUGCCCAAGGACGUCAGUUACAAGCGAUAUAUUCCAGAAACCCUGAACAGGACCAUCAGACAAAGGAAUCUCUUAACCAGAAUGCGAAUAAAUAAUGUGUUCAAGGAUUUCCUUAAGGAAUUUAACAACAAGACCAUUUGUGACAGUAGCGUAACUCCCCAUGACCUGAAGGUGAAAUACUUGUCCACCUUGGAGACUCUCACCAAACAUUAUGGAGCCGAAAUUUUUGAGACUUCCCUCCUGCUGAUUUCAUCCGAAAAUGAAAUGAAUAAGUUCAUCUCAAAAGACUGCGGGGACGUCAUACGCUACGAAGUGAUGGUGACCGGCAAUCUUGGCAUACAGUGGAGGCAAAAACCAAUUGUGGUUCCUGUUGAGAAGGAGAAAAAUAAACUAAAGAGGAAGAAACAGGAUGGCAAGCACAGGAAAGAUGAUGAGAAAAACAAAACCCAAGAGGAGUGGAACAACUUCUCCUACUUUCCUGAAAUCACUCAUGUUGUCAUCAAGGAAUCUAUGGUCAGCAUUAACAAGCAGGAUAACAAGAAGAUGGAGCUGAGCCUGUCUUCCCACGAGGAAGCCCUGUCCUUCGUGUCUCUGGUGGACGGGUACUUCCGGCUCACGGCAGACGCCCAUCAUUACCUCUGCACGGACGUCGCCCCUCCGCUGAUCGUGCACAACAUCGAGAAUGGCUGCCACGGUCCGAUCUGCACCGAGUACGCCAUCAACAAGCUGAGACAAGAAGGAAGUGAGGAGGGCAUGUACGUCCUCAGGUGGAGCUGCACAGACUUUGACAACAUCCUCAUGACCGUGACCUGCUUCGAGAGAUCUGAGCAGAUGCUGACGAGCCAGAAACAGUACAAGAAUUUCCAGAUUGAAGUGAAGAAGGGGAGAUACUCUCUACACGGCUCAGACCGAGUGUUCCCCUCCCUCAAGGACCUGAUGGACCAUCUUAAAAAGCAGAUCCUGAAAACAGACAACAUCAGUUUUGUCCUGAAGAAAUGCUGCCAGCCAAAACCAAGAGAAAUUUCCAAUCUGCUUGUGGCCACCAAGAAGGCCCAGGAAUGCUUGCCAGUGUAUACAAUGAGCCAGCUGAGUUUCCAUCGCAUUCUUAAGGAAGAUAUCAUUCAGGGAGACCACAUGGGACGAGGCACUCGGACCCAGAUCUACUCGGGGACCCUGGACUACAAGGAUGACGAAGGCAGCUCCGAUGAGAAGAAGAUGAAAGUGAUCCUCAAAGUCUUGGACCCCAGUCACAGGGACAUUUCUCUGGCAUUCUUCGAGGCUGCCAGCAUGAUGAGACAAGUCUCCCACAAGCACAUCGUGUAUCUAUAUGGCGUCUGUGUCCGGGAUGUGGAAAACAUCAUGGUGGAAGAGUUUAUGGAGUUUGGCCCCUUGGAUCUCUUUAUGCAUCGGAAAAGUGAACAACUCACCACGCCGUGGAAAUUUAAGGUUGCCAAACAGCUGGCCAGUGCACUGAGUUACUUGGAAGACAAAGAUUUAGUCCAUGGGAACGUAUGUGCCAAAAAUGUCCUCUUGGCCAGAGAGGGCCUGGAAGGCGAGUGCAGCCCCUUCAUCAAGCUCAGUGACCCCGGGAUCCCCAUCACCGUGCUGUCUCGACAGGAGUGCGUAGAACGGAUCCCGUGGAUUGCGCCAGAGUGCGUGGAUGAUUCCAAGAACCUGAGUGUGGCUGCUGAUAAAUGGAGCUUUGGCACAACCCUCUGGGAGAUCUGCUACAACGGAGAGAUCCCCUUGAAAGAUAAGACGCUGGCAGAGAAAGAGCGCUUUUACGAAGGUCGGGUGAUGCCCGUCACGCCCUCGUGCAAGGAGCUGGCCAACCUGAUGACCCAGUGCAUGAACUACAACCCCAGCCAGAGACCCUUCUUCCGAGCCAUCAUGAGGGACAUCAAUAAGCUUGAAGAGCAGAACCCAGAUAUCGUUUCAGAGAAGCAGCCAAUGACCGAGGUAGAUCCGACCCAUUUUGAAAAGCGGUUCUUAAAGAGGAUCCGCGACUUGGGAGAGGGCCACUUUGGGAAAGUUGAACUCUGCAGGUACGACCCCGAGGGGGACAAUACCGGAGAGCAGGUUGCGGUCAAGUCCCUGAAACCGGAGAGUGGCGGCAACCAGAUAGCGGACCUGAAGAAGGAAAUCGAGAUCCUGAAGAAACUUUACCAUGAGAACAUUGUGAAAUACAAGGGCAUUUGUACAGAGGAUGGAGGAAACGGGAUCAAACUCAUCAUGGAGUUCCUGCCUUCUGGGAGCCUCAAGGAAUACCUUCCUCGGAAUAAGAGCAAAAUUAACCUCAAGCAGCAGCUCAAGUACGCCGUUCAGAUCUGCAAGGGGAUGGACUACUUGGGGUCUUGUCAGUAUGUGCACCGAGAUCUGGCAGCAAGGAACGUCCUGGUGGAGAACGAGCACCGGGUGAAAAUCGGGGACUUUGGCCUAACGAAGGCCAUCGAGACCGACAAGGAGUACUACACGGUGAAGGACGACCGAGACAGUCCUGUGUUCUGGUAUGCCCCGGAAUGUUUAGUUCAGAGCAAAUUCUAUAUCGCCUCUGACGUCUGGUCGUUUGGGGUCACGCUGCACGAGCUGCUCACCUACUGCGAUUCCGAAUCCAGUCCCAUGGCGAUGUUCCUGAAGAUGAUCGGCCCAACCCAAGGCCAGAUGACCGUCACACGGCUCGUGCGUGCAUUAAAGGAAGGAAAACGUUUGCCGUGCCCACAGAACUGCCCAGAAGAGGUUUACCAACUAAUGAAGAAAUGCUGGGAGUACCAACCAACCAAUCGAACAACAUUUCAGGAGCUCAUCAAUGGAUUUGAAGCACUUAUCAAAUAGAAUCCCAUCCAGCAGACAUUGGUUUAAGUGCCUACUGUGUGCCAGGCACUCUGCUAAAUGUUGGGGUUUGGGCAUCCAAAAAAGCAUUCUUUUGUUUUAUCACCUAGCAGUUGGCAGUUGGCCUUCUCUAGAAGUCCUAAGUACUUAAGCUCAAGUGGGGGGGUGGGGGGGGCUCGACAAGGCUCUUGGGAAAAAAAAUCUGAAGUGUUUCUAUUCUCCCCAAACUUGGUCAUUUGUUCAUAAAAGAUUUAUCGAGUGCCUGCUGUGUACAGAGGUGCUUAAUGUGCUAAGGAUAGUUCUUAAGAAGUGAUGAGGACGGAAUGGUUAGAAAUAGAAGAAAGCUACAUUUUUAACACUCCUCUUACUGGAAGGCAUCCACCACCAGCCACUGAAGUUGGGGACUCUCAUUUCACUGGGCUGCUGGUUGCUGAUGAUCUUAGUGACCCAACACGUCAUGAGAAUAGUUAUUUCGGGAAGCAAGAGACCCGCCAAAAUCCUCUCUCAAAUGAUUUGCUUUCAAUGAGUCCAUUUUCCUGAUUUGUCAAAUCAAGGCAAAGGCUUAGCGAGUUACUUUGCAUUGUACAUACAGACGUGGAGUAUCUAGACAAUGGACCAAACCCUGCCAAAUACCAACAUCACGGACUGUUCUUUGUAUUCGAAGGGAAUUCUACUGACUUGGCUUUGAGCUUCCCCUCCGUCAUCUUCUCGGAUCCCUGAUGUCCAGUGAUGACCGUCUAUAAAAAAGCUUGGCCGGGCCAAAGGAUGCAGCCUGUGUCCACUGCACAGAGCCUUUUUCUAUAUGAAUCUGACUUGGGAACUGGAUGGAUGGCCUUGACUUUGUUAGCCACAUGUCCUAGCCAGCGGGUCUAGAAGAGCCCCGAUACCACUUCAUAGGCUUUUUUUUCCUUUUCAUUCUUUUUUUUUUUAAUCCUUCCCUUCUGUCUUAGUGUCAGUUCUAAGCCAGAAG